This is a messenger RNA of Tetranychus urticae (two-spotted spider mite), 3815 nucleotides long. Its product is annotated as scm-like with four MBT domains protein 1. Gene Ontology annotation, biological process: negative regulation of DNA-templated transcription. The record is from RefSeq and is a predicted model, not a curated record. NCBI's taxonomy places the organism in Eukaryota, Metazoa, Arthropoda, Arachnida, Trombidiformes, Tetranychidae. Gene Ontology annotation, cellular component: nucleus. Gene Ontology annotation, molecular function: histone binding; chromatin binding.
CAUUUCACAUUCAGAAAAUCUUUACGUUUUUUAGUUUUGCUUUUUUGAUGAACUUGAAAAAUCGACAGAUAACGGUACGAGAAGAGUUCAAUUUUGGGUUAAAGUGUUAUUUAUUAUUAGUUAAAUAGUUGUAUUAUAAUGGAUUCCUCACAAGAAAAUAAUAAUUCAAAUAUCACUAUGGCCAAUGAUAGUGAUGAAGCUGAAAAAGAACCUUUGGAAGAUGAGGAAGAAGAGGAGUUGGAUGAAGAUUUAGUUUCCGAGGAUGCUUUCUGGCACAUCGAAGCAAGUUGGCUUAGUGGCUUUGAGGCUGGAAUGAAUAUUGAGAUAGAACAUGAAGACAAAAAGUUCUGGCCGGCUCAAAUCACAAAUGCUUUUUCAAAUCUACUCUCGAUUAGAUGGUCUGGCUCUUCAGCAGACUCAUGGUUUGAUGUCAAAGCAAAUAAAUGUUACCCUCAUGGUUAUUUGAAAGAUAAACAAGGAUACUCAUUAGAACCUCCAGAAAAGGUGCAACUAUCUGAUGAGGAUAAAGAUGAAAUUAUCUCAAAAUAUGCUAAAGGAGAAAAGCCAGCGGAUGAAGAUGACAAACCACUAAGUCUGUAUGUUUCUGGUGGGCUCAAUCCUUCCUCUGUUUUCAAAGCUGGUGUGAUGUUAGAAAUAUCACAUCGAUUGGAUCCAGAUAAACAUUGGUUUGCUGAAGUCAAGAAAAAUGUUGGUGGUCGAUUGUUAGUCAAAUGGGCCCAUAACUGCGAGAAAGAGCCUGACGCUGAACCAAGUAAUCCAGUUGAAUUUUGGAUAUUCUACAGUCACCCGCGUGUUCAUCACUUAGGUUAUGCUAAAGAAAAAGGUGACAUUUCCUAUGAAUCUGUCUUUCUCUACAACUCUUGGGUCACGGAUAUAGCAAAAUAUUUAUCCUCUCAAGACAAUGAAAUUACUUUAACUGUCAAAUAUUUGCUCAAACUGGCUAAAGCCAGGCGACCACCUAUAAUGGAAGAAUCAUCAAUUAAGAACAGCCAAGUUAGUGAUUUAGCCUUGACAUUCCCUUCUGAUUUGGGAAAAUUGGUUCCUGUAAUCAUUCAAAGCAAAGGCGAUGAUUAUCUCAUUGUAUCCAGUCAGUCCAAAAAAUGGGUUUCUUGUUACCCGAAUGACGAUAAUAUGACUCUUCUACCAAGCUCUUGGGCAGAGGAACAUGGUGGCAGCUUAUAUAACUUUGAAGACGCGACAAAUGAUUCCAGUGAUUAUCUCAGUAAAAAUAAAGCUAACGAAGCUCCAAUCAAAUUGGUGGAAGACGAAAGGAUACAUAAGUUCAAAGUUAAUCACAAACUUCAAGUUGUUCAUCCUCAUGAUCGCACCAAGAUUUGUGAUGGCAUUGUUUCCAGACUUACUCCGCCUUUAGUUUGGGUUGAAAUUUCAUCUGAUCUAGUUGCUGUUUUGCCUUAUAACUCCACUGACUUAUUUCCGUCUGGUUUUUGUGAGGACAAUUCAUACACUUUAACCAAACUUCUAACAGCCAAAAACAAGAAACCAACAAAGAAACGAAAUGACUCUAAUGGUGAUCAAGAGACUUCUGACAAAUCAUUAGAAGCUAAGUCAACCAAUAUACCUCCAGAAUUAGUUCCAUCCCGUUCUAGAGACGUUUGUCCUAGAAUAUAUUUCAACCAUAAAUGCUUUACUGGUCCUUUGCUAAGCAAAACAAAAAUUCGUGAGCUUCCUCGAUUUGUUGGCCCUGGUCCUGUGAUUUUGGUGAUGCAAGAAGUUAUAGCAAAAAUAAUUUCGGUUGCCUAUGUACCUCCCAGAGUUCUCAAUGAGAUGAGUUCAAGAGCUUUCGAUGAGCUUCUCAGUAAACAUAAUAUUGUGGCAACCCGCACAAAUAAUUUUAAAGCCAAAUGGCAAAAGAAAGCAUUCCGAGACGAAAUUUUUGUGGUAACCAAUAAUAAAGAUGUUGCCGAUUAUUGUAAAAUAGUCUGUAAUCAUCUCAAAUGCUGUUAUCAUCUUUUUGGUCCUGAUCUCUAUGAUGGUGAUGAUUGUCCAUCACAUUGUAGAGGUCUUCGUAAAACUAACAAGGUACUCAAACGUGCAAUAUACUAUCGACAAAAAGCUGCUAAGACGAAGACGGGAACAGAGCCAAUAAAACCAGCUGGAUCACCAUCAUCUUCAGGUACCAAAGAGGUUGAAUCAUCUGAAAACAUAGAGCCCGGUGAACAAGCGGAAGAAAAUCAAGAAGACAAAGAAAUUAAAAAUAAGAAAUCUAAAGAAACCAAAGAAGAAAAAGUGAAACAAGGAAAAACUUCACCAUCAGGUAGAGCUGCUCAACCCGUAACUCGCAAGUCAUCUACAUCGAGCAGAAAACCUGAUGAUGAAAAUUCUCGCGAAAAUUCUCAGGAAAAUUCACAAGAAAAGUGCCCCUCUGAAAAGUCUAAUGGUGAUUUUCGUGAAGAAUCGCCAACUGCAUCAAUGGAUAACUUCCGUGAAACAACCAAUCUUGGCCGAGAAAAACAUGAAGAGAAAACCUAUGAUCGAGCUUUUCUUAGAUCCAAUAAGCGUAAAUAUGAAGAUUUGUUGGAAUGCACUUCUAGUAAUGGCUCAGAAAAUUCACUUGAUCAAAGAUCUCAACCAAAUGCCAAUCUUGAAAAGGACAACAAAAGAACUAGAAAGCCUGGUAGGAAAGCUCAAAAAGCCGAGACACUGUCUUCUCUUAUUGAUUUAAAUGAUCGAUUUCACCCAGUCAAUUGGUCAACCAGUGAUGUAUAUAAUUAUUUUAGAGACAACAGUUGUUAUACUCUUUCUGAGACACUAUAUGAGCAUGAAAUCGAUGGAUUAGCUCUUUUACUUUUAGACAAUAAAUCACAAUGGAUGAAUCUACUGCUUGGAUUUUCUAGGAAGAAUAAUCUCGAUGAUGUUACCAAAUUGGCUCAGAUUAUACGCAAACUUAAAUCACGCUAUUUUCCUGGAGCCAGUCAAAGUUAUAUCCAAUUAACUAUCAACAAAGUUUCUUUACAAAGACAAACCAGAAAAUCUAAUUAAUGGAUAUUCAAUUCUUUUGACAUCCCUAUUAUAUUUAGUUUUACACUUUAUUAAUGUAUAGAAGGAGAUAUUUAAGCAUCUAUCCACUUAUUGAUUCUUCACCCUUUGAUUCCUUUUCCUCCUUCUAAAUGAUAUGCAGCCUUAAGAACAGGAAUCCUUUUACCAAAACCUACAAAUUUUCAAAGCUUACGUUUUUUUUACUCUACCAAAACUGUUAACAGUGUCAAAUUUAAUGUCAAAUUUAAUGUCAAAAUCCCAAUAAUUUCCCAGUUUUUUCUUUAAAUUUUUUGGGAAAAUCCUUUUUUUUCGUUUUCUAGCUAAAAAGAUUCUUUACAAAGACUUUUCGACCCUUCACAACUUAAUCUAUGGCAGUUUCAAGUGAUCAACGAAGUUCAAACUUCCAUUUAAACGCAAAAUGACAAAGCUUUAAUAAACAAAACAAAACGAUAAUGAAAAGAGAAAAUGGUUCAACAAAGCGAGGAAUACGACUCAGGAAAACAAACAGGGAAAAAACGAAAUGACCAAGUGCAUUACAUCUUGUCUUAUUUUUUUCAAACAAACCCAAAUUUCCUUUCACAACCUAAACCCAACACUUGUAUCAUUGUACACAAUUAAUCCUAAUACAUAAUUAAUCAAAUCAAUAUCGGACCAAUUUAAAUUGGAAGAAAAACAAGAUAAUUUUGAAGAUGAAAAAAAGGUCAAAAGUAAUGCAUCGCUUUUGCCCAUUUGUUUGUUAAAAUCAUUGUUGCUCCCAAAUAUAUACAUUUGUCAAUAAACACUUUUUCAAUGAGCAA